CGGCCCGGCCCCAGCCGGGGCGGCCGUCGAGGGAGGGCGCCAUGGACACCUCGGAGACCCGGGGGGCAGAGCCUGCUCGUCCCCUCAAAGAGAUUCCAGAAGAUGCAUUGCCUCAGGGUCUCCUGGAAGCCAGGUCCGAGGAGCCCGUGACUUUCAAGGACGUGGCCGUUGACUUCUCCCAGGAGGAGUGGGGCCAGCUGGGCUCCCCCCAGCGGGCCCUGUACCGGGACGUGAUGCUGGAAAACUACCAGAACCUUCUCUCCCUGGGGCCUCCGGUCUGCAAGCCAGACGUCAUCUCCCACCUGGAGCGAGGCGAGGAGCCAUGGCGGGCUCCCAGAGACGGGCCUGCGCGGCCCGGUCCAGAACCAGGACGGGAGCCCGGGCCUGAGGCGGAGGAGACGCUUAUUUACAAGGAAGAGCCGCCCUGGGAGCCGAUCGCAGAAGGGCUGGCGAGGACUGGUGUGCACAACCCUGGGUUCGGCAACGGGUGUACCUGGGGGGGCCCGGCGACUGCUCUGACCCGAGGCGAAGCCUCCUACGCUAGUGGUGGGUCUGCCGAGGAGCGCCAGCGGGGCAACUGUGAGUCCAAGGAGGCACUUGGCUUGCAGAGCGCCCUGCCGGCCCAGCCCCGCCUUCCCUCAGCAGGCGCCUCCCCGGAAGGCCAGCCGGGCAGAGUGCGGUCCACCGGGGCCGGGAGCCGGCGCCGGAGCCAGGGUGCGGGGAGCGGCCCGUUCGCCUGCGGCGAGUGUGGCAAGGCCUUCCAACGGAGCGCAGCGUUGGCGCUGCACCGGCGCUGGCAUGCGCGCGAGAAGGCCUACAAGUGCGGCGAGUGCGGCAAGGCCUUCAGCUGGAGCACAAACCUCCUGGAGCACCGGCGCGUGCACACCGGCGAGAAGCCCUUCCUGUGCAGCCAGUGCGGCAAGGCCUUCAGCUGCCGCUCGUCCCUCAACGUGCACCGGCGCGUGCACACGGGCGAGCGGCCCUACAAGUGCGGCCAGUGCGGCAAGGCCUUCAGCUGCAGCUCGCUGCUGGGCAUGCACCUGCGCGUGCACACGGGCGAGCGGCCCUACCGCUGUGGCGAGUGCGGCAAGGCCUUCAACCAGCGGACGCACCUCACGCGCCACCACCGCGUGCACACGGGCGAGAAGCCCUUCCGCUGCGCCGCGUGCGGUCGGGCCUUCGCCUGCCACUCGUCGCUGACGGCGCACGAGAAGCUGCAUAGCGGCGACAAGCCCUUCCGCUGCGGCGACUGCCCGAAGGCCUUCAGCAGCCGCUCGCGCCUGACGCUGCACCGGCGCGCGCACACGGGCGAGAAGCCCUUCCGCUGCGGCCAGUGCGCCAAGGCCUUCAGCUGCCACUCGUACCUGGCGGUGCACCAGCGCGUGCACAGCGGCGAGCGGCCCUUCCGCUGCGACGAGUGCGGCAAGGCCUUCAGCUCCCACUCGUACCUGGUCGUGCACCGGCGCGUGCACACGGGCGAGAAGCCCUUCGACUGCAGCCGCUGCUGGAAGGCCUUUAGCUGCCACUCGUCGCUCAUCGUGCACCAGCGCGUGCACACGGGCGAGAGGCCCUACCGGUGCGGCCGGUGCGGCCGGGCCUUCAGCCAGAACCACUGUCUCAUCAAACAUCAGAAGACCCACUCGGCCGAGAAGGCCUUCAAGUGCCACGAGUGCGGCGAGGUGUUCGGCUGGAGCGGGCCCCUGGCAGAGCACCGCAGGCUCCACGGCGGCGAGAAGCCCUUCGCCGUCCAGUUGGACCAGCGCUUGCUGAGCCCCUAUUAUGUGCCUGGCGGCCUGCUGGGCGCGGGAGCCUCGGGCGGGGGCGGCGUGGGCCCGGUCGAUGCCCUGGACGUGGCCGAGCUCCUGGGUGUGGCCCCGCCCUCGAGCAGCAGGAGUUUCCCCCUGGGGAGCAACCCCGGAAAUUAACGUGUGUGUGACCCACCCACCUGAAGCACGCCUAGAGGUCGUGGGCUGCUGAAGAGGGAGCUGGUGGGAGAGCGCCGAGGGCAUCCUCUCCUCCCGCUGAUGUUCAGAAGGCGGGGAAGGGCGCUCUUCUUGGGUGAGGGGGGACCCUGUCCUCAAGUCCUUGGACAGCUGCCGCCUUGAUUUCCAUCCCGAGUUUCUUCUGUAAACUCUUUUAACAUAAUUAAAGGGGAGAGAAAACAGAAUUACAGACAGUAUUACUUCUAAGUGAACACUCUGUUGCGGGAGGGAGAGUAGGCUCAGAUGGUGGGCCUUUGGGAAGAAGCAAGUUCCCUGGACUCGCCACACAACGCGUUAGUGGCCGUGCAGCCCAGCGUCCCGUCUGGCCACCCCGUCCAUGGCGGAAGCAGGCUUUCUACCCCAGCGGGUGAGGCCACCUGCGGGGCUGCCCCGGACCCCACAGCACUCAGCCCCUGAGAGGAGGCGCACCUGGUGGCCCCGGAGACGGGGAGAGGUGGCGUCCCUCUGGGACUCGGCCAUCCCGCUCAGUUUAAAGCAGAGACCAGCUGCCGGCUCACGUCCGUACAGAGUGCUGGAGUCUGUCUCACACUUUCAUUAAAGUAUGGAUGGAGGCUGAAUGACCACGUUUCAGACAGCAGGAAUUAAGGGAAGUGACACCCAUGAUUCUCCAUAAAGCCGCAUUUUGCACCUUGGUGCGCUGCCUUCUGCUUUCUGACGGUGUGUCUUCACGCUCCUGCAAACGCGGCGUGCGCAGCCUGCCAUCUUGGCCCCCAGCGUCCUCACCGCGUGGCCGGCCUCUCCAGCAGAGCCUGCUGUCUUGGAGCUGAGGUUCUGGGUAGGGCGGGCUGUCCUGUUAGCUGUUCUUCCGUUGGACGCGAAAGUUACUUUCAAGCUGUCACUGUUAUAAACCAUCUUUCAUACGCCGUCUUUCUGCGUUCUUCAGCACGCUCCUACCGUAGAUUGCUGGAAGUGACAGUCUGCGAUAAAGGAGAGGAACCACGUGCUGCGUCAUUCCAGUGUGGUUUUGGUUGUGAGAACAAAGUGAUGCCGAGAGCCGGCGGCACUGGUCGGGCGCCACCCGCUCUGGAGGCUCCGGCUGGUCCUGCCAGGCUGGCUUCUGGGCCCGCGGCACCGACCCACUGCUCCUCCGGCGUCCCUGAGGCUGGCUGCAAGCCCUUCCCUGCGGCAAACGGAAGCUCUGACAACUUCAUUGGCAAAAAACAAGUAGAAUCUAGCUUUGACUGUUACCAUACUUCUUAGUUUAAAAGAAACUCAUACAAAUUAGCAUGUACGCACACUGCUACUGCCUGCCCAGUGGGGCUGCUGGCGUGCUCAGCCGAGGGCAGCACCUUACCGCUUCGAGCGACACCUUUUCAUAAUGUUCAGUUGCUCAGUUGUGUCUGACUCUUUGUGACCCCAUGGACUGCAGCACACCAGGCUUCCCUGUCCUGUACCAACUUCUGGAGCUUGCUCAAACUCAGGUCCUUCGAGUCAGUGAUGCCAUCCAACCGUCUCAUCCGCUGUCAUCCCCUGCUCCUCCCACCUUCAAUCUUUCCCAUCAUCGAGGUCUUUUCCAAUGAGUGAGUCCUUCCCAUCAGAUGGCCAAAGUAUUGGAGCUUCAGCUUCAGUCCUUCCAGUGAAUAUUUAGUACUGAUUUAAGAUUGACUGGUGAUCUCCUUGCAGUCCAAGGGACUCGAGUCUUCUCCAACACCACAGCUUGAAAGCAUCAAUUCUUCGGCGCUCAGCCUUCUUUAAGGUCCAGCUCUCACAUCCAUACAUGACCACUGGAAAAACCGUAACUUUGACUAUAUGGACCUUUGCCGGCAAAGUAACAUCUCUAUUUUUCAAUAAACUGUUGAUGUUUGUCAGCUUUUCUUUCAAGAAGCAAGCGUCUUAAUUCCAUAGCUGCACUCACCAUCUGCAGUGAUUUUAGAGCCCAAGAGAAUAAAGUCAGCCACUGUUUCCACUGUUUCCCCAUCUAUUUCCCAUGAAGUGAUGGGACCGGAUGCCAUGAUCUUCGUUUUCUGAAUGUUGAGCUUUAGGCCAACUUUUUCACUCUCCUCUUUCACUUUCAUCAAGAGGCUCUUUAGCUCCUCUUCACUUUCUGCCAUAAGGGUGGUGUCAUCUGCAUAUCUGAGGUUAUUGAUAUUUCUCCCGGCGAUCUUGAUUCCAGCUUGUGUUCAUUGAGCCUGGCAUUUCGCAUGAUGUACUCUGCAUAGAAGUUAAAUAAGCAGGGUGAUGGUACACAGCCUUGACGUACUCCUUUCCCAGUUUGGAAAGUUUAACUGUUGCUUCUUGAUGUUUCUCAGGAGGCAGGUAAGGUGGUCUGGUAUUCCCAUCUCUUUAAAAAGUUUGAUAUGGAACAUGUUAUUACUGUUCUUCAAGAAAACUGUUGGAAAUACCCUUUGGCCCCGCCUUCCGUUGAUGUCUCAAUGCUCUUUUAUUUACAUACAAACUUUGUGUUCUCAUCAUACACAUAACACGUGUAUAUUGGAGAAAUUGGGGGAUGGCAAUCAGGUGUACGAGAAUUAAAACAACCCUCAGCUGACAGCCGUGGCCUGGAGAUGCAUUUACUCUCGUUUUUUCUCUGCAUGUAUACACUUUAUUUUUAAGUGUAAAGGGCUUUAUUAUAGGCAAAAUUAUUUAAGUCAAUAA
Budorcas taxicolor (takin) is the source of this 4598-nucleotide messenger RNA. It is a transcript of the gene ZNF74, whose product is annotated as zinc finger protein 74. NCBI's taxonomy places the organism in Eukaryota, Metazoa, Chordata, Mammalia, Artiodactyla, Bovidae. Gene Ontology annotation, biological process: regulation of DNA-templated transcription. The transcript has 5 exons. The coding region runs from base 42 to 1925 and encodes 627 amino acids. The record is from RefSeq and is a predicted model, not a curated record.